Tripterygium wilfordii is the source of this 1059-nucleotide messenger RNA. RefSeq names its product vesicle transport v-SNARE 12-like. Lineage: Eukaryota; Viridiplantae; Streptophyta; Magnoliopsida; Celastrales; Celastraceae. Gene Ontology annotation, biological process: vesicle fusion; vesicle-mediated transport; intracellular protein transport. Gene Ontology annotation, cellular component: Golgi apparatus; endoplasmic reticulum membrane; SNARE complex. Gene Ontology annotation, molecular function: SNAP receptor activity; SNARE binding. The record is from RefSeq and is a predicted model, not a curated record. The transcript is spliced from 5 exons. Bases 260 to 910 code for a protein of 216 amino acids.
CAUGGUUUUAGGGCACCGACGCUACGCUGAGACUGUCUGUGUCUUCAUUGUAUCAAAUUUCGACUAAAAAUUAGACGAUUUUUGUGGUGUUUUAACUUGAAACUUGAUUCUCGGUCAUUUUUCAUUUUUCACAUAAUUUUCUUGGUAGGUGAAGGUCACCAGCUGCUAACAGUACAGUAGAAGGAAAAUUGCUUUUUAUCUACUGCAUGAUCGGCACAAGAAGUAGGGCUUCUACAUCCAAGCGGAAAACUCUCGGGAAAUGGAAGGACACGAGCGUCAGUACUGCGAGCUCUCUGCAAAUCUCUCGCGGAAAUGUAAUUCUACUGCUCUUCUUCCCGAUGGAGAACAGAAGAAGGAAAAUAUAUCUGAGAUUAAAUCUGCGCUUGAUGACGCAGAUGUUUUGAUUCGGAAAAUGGACCUUGAGGCAAGGAGUUUGGAGCCAAGUUUAAAGUCUAUACUUCUUUUUAAACUGAGGGAAUAUAAAUCUGACCUAAAUAAGCUCAAGUGGGAGUUUGAAAAAAUGAUCUCAAGUGAUAGCAAUCAGGAAAGCCACGAAGAGUUGUUGGAGUCUGGAUCCAUACAUGUUUCUGCGGAACAAAGUGAAAUGUUGACUUUGUCGAUAGAGAGAUUGGAUCGUUCAAGCAACAGAAUUAACGAGAGUAGAAGGACCAUAUUAGAGACGGAAGAACUUGGUGUUUCAGUCUUAGAAGAUUUGCAUCAGCAGCGCCAAACUCUCCUUCAUUCUCAUCAAAAGCUUCAUGGGGUAGAUGAAACCAUCAACCGCAGUAAGAAAAUUUUAAGUGGCAUGUCACAGAGGAUGACCAGGAACAAAUGGAUAGUUGGCUCACUAAUCGCAGCACUUGUUCUUUCACUCAUUUUUAUUCUAUCAUUCAAGCUUGUACAUCAUUAGUUAGCGCUUGGAAUCUCCCAAGUGUCCAGUGUAUGCUGUAGAGGAUCUUCUUUUGUGCAUCCUGUUCUUGUAUAUAAAAUUGAGUACUUAAUUAGCUUGAAAUUGAUGUGAUGUAACUUUGGCAUCUUCGAUUAUUGUUUAUUCUGGUA